ACUCUCCGACCGUGAGGUUGUACUAAAAGAAAUCUCCUAGCAAAAUGCUUCAAGAUUAGUUAAGAAACCCAAUUUAUAGCAAUUAAAUGCAAUAAAAACCCUAGAAAACUGCAACAAAAUGUGGCACUGGAGUUUGUUGUGUGUUUUCCUACUGGUUCCGCUGGCAAAUUCCACGGCUCCAAUAAGUUUUGAGGCAAAUCCGGACACCAAACGUCUCUAUGAUGAUUUGUUGAGCAACUACAAUCGAUUGAUAAGACCCGUUGUGAACAACACGGAGACCCUGACGGUUUGGUUAGGUCUGAAAUUGUCUCAGCUGAUUGAGGUCAAUCUGAAGAACCAAGUGAUGACCACCAAUCUGUGGGUAAAGCAGCGCUGGUUCGACUACAAGUUACGCUGGGAUCCGGAGGAAUAUGGUGGAGUUGAGCAGCUCUAUGUACCAUCUGAACAUAUUUGGGUUCCGGACAUUGUGCUUUAUAACAACUGGGAUGGCAACUAUGAAGUAACCCUCAUGACCAAAGCCACUCUUAAGUACACUGGUGAAGUCUUUUGGGAGCCACCGGCUAUUUACAAGUCAUCCUGUGAAAUGAAUGUGGAAUACUUUCCUUACGACGAACAAAUCUGCUUUAUGAAAUUUGGAUCAUGGACUUACAACGGUGCUCAAGUGGAUCUGAAGCAUUUGGAUCAGGUUCCUGGCAGUAACCUUGUGCAAGUGGGCAUUGACCUCACCGAAUUUUAUUUAUCUGUGGAGUGGGACAUACUUGAAGUGCCCGCUACUAAAAAUGAGGAAUAUUACCCCGAUACAUUGGAACCGUUUUCAGGUAAGCUAAUCUUCGGUUUUUUCAAAAUAAUUAUUUAUAUAUAUUUUAUAAUUUUAGAUAUAACUUUCAAGUUGACUAUGAGACGUAAAACUUUAUUCUAUACUGUCAAUUUGAUUGUGCCUUGUGUGGCUUUAACAUUCCUCACGGUGUUGGUAUUUUAUUUGCCAAGCGAUUCGGGCGAAAAGGUUACGUUAUGUAUUUCAAUACUCGUGUCGUUGACCGUGUUUUUCCUGCUCUUGGCCGAAAUUAUCCCCCCAACCUCGUUGGCGGUGCCCCUGCUGGGCAAGUAUCUGCUCUUUACCAUGAUACUCGUCUCGCUGUCCGUCUGGACAACGGUCUGUGUGCUGAACAUCCACUUCAGAUCCCCCUCGACGCACAACAUGUCGCCGCUGGUGCGAAAGCUCUUCCUGCACUUCAUGCCCAAGCUGAUGAUGAUGCGGCGGACGCAGUACACCCUGCCCGACUACGACGACUCCACGCCGAGCAAUGGGUACACCAACGAGAUCGAUGUGCGUGACAGCAUCAGCGAUUUUCCCAGCGAGUUUAAGGACAGUCAGGAUGGCGGUUACGACAAUGGCAUGCAGAACUCUGUGGAUUCCGACAAUGUGAUACCGCGCAACUUAACACCCGAAGUGCUGCAGGCGUUGCGUGCGGUCAGAUUUAUUGCGCAGCAUAUCAAGGAUGCCGACAAGGAUAACGAGAUUGUGGAGGACUGGAAGUUCGUAUCGAUGGUGCUGGACCGCUUCUUCCUCUGGCUCUUCACGCUGUCCUGUGUGUUCGGGACCUUGGCCAUAAUAUGUCAGUCGCCGUCGCUAUAUGACACCCGGGCGCCCAUCGACCGCCAGCUGAGCGAGAUUCCUCUGCGCAAAAACAAUUUCAUGCUGCCGCCGGACAUUGUCCGUCAGGUCCUAACCUAAUUGGGGUCCCGAGGUCUUCCCGUCUGAGUUAACAAUGCUUCCGAGGCUCGCAACUGUUUUUAUGGAACGCAAUCAAAUUGGUUGUUUUCCGGGGAAAUAUUGCAACGAUUUAUGUUUAAGUCUUUAUCACCCUGCAAUACUGUAAAACCAAAUUAGCUAUAAAAAAA
This is a messenger RNA of Drosophila subpulchrella, 1902 nucleotides long. It is a transcript of the gene nAChRbeta2, whose product is annotated as acetylcholine receptor subunit beta-like 2. Gene Ontology annotation, biological process: regulation of membrane potential; nervous system process; monoatomic ion transmembrane transport. Lineage: Eukaryota; Metazoa; Arthropoda; Insecta; Diptera; Drosophilidae. Gene Ontology annotation, molecular function: transmembrane signaling receptor activity; acetylcholine-gated monoatomic cation-selective channel activity. Gene Ontology annotation, cellular component: neuron projection; synapse; postsynaptic membrane. The record is from RefSeq and is a predicted model, not a curated record. Bases 119 to 1735 code for a protein of 538 amino acids. The transcript is spliced from 10 exons.